Messenger RNA from Oryza sativa Japonica Group (Japanese rice), 1550 nucleotides. RefSeq names its product probable prolyl 4-hydroxylase 3. Gene Ontology annotation, cellular component: endoplasmic reticulum. Gene Ontology annotation, biological process: peptidyl-proline hydroxylation to 4-hydroxy-L-proline. NCBI's taxonomy places the organism in Eukaryota, Viridiplantae, Streptophyta, Magnoliopsida, Poales, Poaceae. Gene Ontology annotation, molecular function: procollagen-proline 4-dioxygenase activity; L-ascorbic acid binding; iron ion binding. The record is from RefSeq and is a predicted model, not a curated record.
GAGACACGUCGCCAUCGUCGUCGUCUUCCACCCGCUGCUCGUUUCCUCGUCGCGUCGCGCGGGAGAUCUCUCUCUCUCCCUCCCUUCCAUUAAGGUAAUCAAUCAACCAUGGCGCCCUCCCGCCCGCUCAUGCGCGGGAUCCGCCCGCCGCGCGUCUUCCCCACCCGCGGCGGCCGCACCUCGCCCUUGGCCCUCGCCCUCGCCGCCCUCCUCCUCGCCUCCGCCUUGCUCCUCGCCCUCAUCGCCUUCGGCGUCUUCUCCCUCCCGGUCUCCGCCCCCAACGCCGCCACCACCGACUCCGCCGCCGCCGGGGGAGACGCCGAGCCCGCCGAUCCACGGCCCCCGCGCACCCGCGCCCGCCGCGACCUUAGCGAGGGCCUUGGGGAACGAGGAGCACAAUGGACGGAAGUCAUAUCAUGGGAGCCCAGGGCUUUCGUCUAUCACAAUUUCCUGUCCAAGGAAGAGUGUGAUUACUUGAUUGGAUUGGCCAAGCCUCACAUGGUCAAAUCCACGGUUGUUGAUAGCACUACUGGUAAAAGCAAGGACAGCAGGGUACGCACAAGUUCAGGCAUGUUUCUCCAAAGGGGACGAGACAAGGUUAUUCGGGCCAUUGAAAAGAGGAUAGCAGACUACACUUUCAUUCCUAUGGAACAUGGAGAGGGACUCCAAGUUCUGCACUAUGAAGUCGGGCAGAAGUACGAGCCUCACUUUGACUAUUUUCUUGAUGAGUACAACACCAAGAAUGGUGGUCAGAGAAUGGCUACUCUUCUGAUGUAUCUAUCUGAUGUUGAAGAAGGGGGUGAGACUAUUUUCCCUGAUGCAAAUGUGAACAGCAGUUCAUUACCAUGGUAUAAUGAACUUUCAGAGUGUGCCAGAAAGGGCCUUGCUGUCAAACCAAAGAUGGGAGAUGCGCUUCUUUUUUGGAGCAUGAAACCAGAUGCCACUCUAGACCCUUUAAGUUUGCAUGGGGGUUGUCCUGUCAUCAAAGGAAACAAAUGGUCAUCAACCAAGUGGAUGCAUGUCCGUGAGUACAAAGCUUGAGCUUUCUGAAGUCGUGAUUACCAAAGAUGGACCCUAUAUAAAGCAUUGACUGGGGCACUUUCCAGGAUGGCAGUUAUGUAGGCUUUAGAGAUCCACACCGGUGGUAUUCUUUGCUCUCUGAGAAUAUAUAGUAGAGGCACUAAGCAAGGGGGUUUACUUGUCCAUACCGUGUUUUUGGAGAUGGUCUUGUUGAACCUGGCGCCUUUUCUUCUUUAUUUUUUCUGGCAGACUACAGAGGAAUGAAUGGUCCAUUGUUGGGGACAUAGGGUGUGGCGUUUGAUUUAGUUUGUUUUGUGGUGUAUUGCUAUCUGCUAAUGUUAGUAGCUUAAUUAUGUACACUGUUGAGCUAAGUUGUCAUUACUAUAGAGCUCUCUCCUAUACAUGAGGGGAGGUGACAUGAUUUUGGUGUGCCUUUUUCUGUCGGUGGUGGUGCUGCUGGGUUGUGGUCAUACAAUCCAGGUGCAGACAUGAUGUAUUGUUUGCGAAUUUAUUAUAUUUUUUCAGUCUAA